UCACGUUCUGUAUUACAAAACCAAAACAAAAAUUGGUGAACGCUGUAAUUUCAAAAAAUUAAAAAAAAACUUUGUUUUGUAUAAAUCAAAUAGUUUUUGCAAUGUCUUAUAUUGUCGCUUCGUCAGCUAUAGUGCGUAAUUUCUCACAGUUACUUUAUUCCGUACAGCAAACCCGACAAAUUCAUCGCUGGGUUGCCCCUACACUCCGGGAAUUGAAGCGGCGUCGUGAAAAAAUGGGCCCGGAAGCUGUUUUACCUCGAUCGACUCACAGUGACUGGAAUUAUAAUGCGGAAAUUUUUGCUUUUGGUAAAAGACUAUCGGAACAUUUUGAUGCCGGUCUGCUUCAGCAAGCAUUCACCCAUCAAUCAUUCAUCGCAAAAGAAGAGGUAAAGCAGGCCCAGGUCGGUAUUGAUCAGCCCCAGCUUGGCCUGAAAGACAAUCAACAGCUGAUUGAACAGGGAGAAAAACUAAUACAGCAAUAUGUGCAAGCAUUUUUGUUAACAGCCCUGCCAAAUCUCCCUGAAGAAGGAAUUCAUGCAUUAGUCACACAUCUGACAAGCGAAGAUAAGCUGGCUUAUGUUUCUAAACACCUAGGGACAACCGACAUAAUUCUAUCAGCUGAGUUCCCUGUAACGGAAAGGUUGUUAGCCAACACUCUUAAAGCAGUUAUUGGAGCGCUUCACAAAUCAUCCGGUGACGAGCGGGUGUACCUGUUUGUACGAGAUUUUGUUUGCACUCAACUAAACCAACAGGACGUCAACGAAUAUUGGAAUAUUGAUGAUCCGUUAUCGUUGUUACAGGAAUAUUGUAGAAAGAAGAAAAUAGGCGAACCCGAACCACGUUCCAUUGGGUUGAUUGGUAAAAAUACCAUCCUAGCGGCUCACAACGUAGCAAUCUACUGUAAUAAAGAGUUCAUCGGAUCAGGAUACGGUGAAAGUAUCGAAACGGCCAUUCGGGAAGCCGCUUGCGACAGUUUGCGACAGCUGUUCGGUACGGAACACAAUAUGAAGCCGAUCAAUUUUAGUUUGGAGCUGAGAGAUAUAGUUAAACAUUUGAAACAGCAUGAACUGAAGGGGCAGUAGAUAAUAAAAAAGAAAACUGUAGACUAAAACAACUAAUAAAAAUAGAUCAAACUCGAAGAAUUUGGA
This is a messenger RNA of Malaya genurostris, 1148 nucleotides long. RefSeq names its product large ribosomal subunit protein mL44 (gene mRpL44). The record is from RefSeq and is a predicted model, not a curated record. Gene Ontology annotation, cellular component: nucleus. Bases 102 to 1082 code for a protein of 326 amino acids. The transcript has 2 exons. NCBI's taxonomy places the organism in Eukaryota, Metazoa, Arthropoda, Insecta, Diptera, Culicidae. Gene Ontology annotation, molecular function: ribonuclease III activity; double-stranded RNA binding. Gene Ontology annotation, biological process: primary miRNA processing; rRNA processing; regulation of gene expression.